Penicillium malachiteum is the source of this 714-nucleotide messenger RNA. RefSeq names its product haloacid dehalogenase, type II. The transcript has 2 exons. Bases 1 to 714 code for a protein of 237 amino acids. The record is from RefSeq and is a predicted model, not a curated record. NCBI's taxonomy places the organism in Eukaryota, Fungi, Ascomycota, Eurotiomycetes, Eurotiales, Aspergillaceae. Gene Ontology annotation, molecular function: hydrolase activity, acting on halide bonds, in C-halide compounds.
AUGGCAGCAAAUAUUGUUGUGGCUUUUGAUCUAUAUGGCACGCUGUUGUCUACUGAUUCUGUCGCUGAACAUCUAGGGAAAUGUUUGGGAUCUUGUGCUCAGUCUGUUUCAUCACUCUGGCGUCGGUACCAGCUAGAAUAUACCUGGAGACUCAAUAGCAUGAAGAAAUUCGAGGAUUUUGAAACCGUGACACGAAACGCGCUGCGCCAUGCCGUGAGCGAGCAUGGGCAACAGCUACCAAACAACACAAUCGAGGACUUGAUGAAAGCGUACAAUGACCUGCAUACAUUCCCAGAUGUAGGACCCGCACUUAACAGAAUUACCAAUGAGCCAAACAUCCAAUCUGUGAUAUUCUCCAAUGGUACUACAGAAAUGAUCGCCAAAUCAGUCCAUUCUCGACAUUUAUCACAACACGCGAGUUCAUUUUCUGACUUCGUUUCUGUGGACGCUGUUCGAAAGUACAAGCCAUCUCCUUCCACCUACGAGCAUCUUGCACAAGUUGUAGGCAAAACACCGACGCAAUUGGGCGAGAUAUGGCUAAUCAGUGCCAAUCCGUUCGAUAUUGCCGGGGCACGCAAUGCUGGGUUAAAUGCGAUUUGGGUUGAUCGCGCGGCUAAAGGGUGGCAGGAUACUGUCAGCGCUGACCUUAAGCCUACGGCUAUUGUCCACAGCUUGGAGCAGAUUGUGACGGAGAUCACAACCCGGCAGGCGUAA